AUGGCUGAUGGCAUCUUUGAACGCAUGCAGCAGAUUCUGCGGAAGAGAGCGGCGGCUGGUGAUGGCCCUACUGUCGUGGCAGGGGCUGGGGCUGGGGCAGCUGGGGCUGGACUCGGGACUGAUCGUCAGGCUGUCGUGGCAGGAGCUGAGGCUGGGGCUGAGGCUGGAGCUGGGGCAGCUGGGGCUGGACUCGGGACUGAUCGUCAGGCUGUCGUGGCAGGAGCUGAGGCAGGGGCUGAGGCUGGGGCUGGGACAGCUGGGGCUGGACCCGGGACUGAUCGUCAGGCUGUCGUGGCAGGAGCUGAGGCAGGGGCUGAGGCUGGGGCUGGGACAGCUGGGGCUGGACCCGGGACUGAUCGUCAGGCUGUCGUGGCAGAGGCUGGGGCUGAGGCUGGGGCUGGGACAGCUGGGGCUGGACCCGGGACUGAUCGUCAGGCUGUCGUGGCAGGAGCUGAGGCUGGGGCUGAGGCUGGGGCUGGACCCGGGACUGAUCGUCAGGCUGUCGUGGCAGGGCUGAGGCCGAUCCUAACUGGCACGACUGGGGCUGCCAAGCGCCGCCGCACGGCAGACAACGAUGACAAGUCAGCUCCACGGCGCAAGAAGCCUGUGCCGCUGCGUUCCAAGAUCUCCACAUCGAACGGCAAGCGGGUGAUCACUUUAGGCGAGGGCGGGCUGUGGGGUGCUCUUGCCCGCGAAGACCGUGCCGACGAACGAGCCGCCAAGCAGGCGCUUGCUUCGGUCUUCCCGGACCUCUCACCGUUUGAGCUCGCCGAGAUUGCUCGCUUUGCCACCAACAUGUCUACAUCCUCCGCUCCGCCGCCGACCGACGACGCCAUCGACGCCCGGCUCCGCGCCCUCCGCCGCGCCGAGCCGGCCGUUCGCAAGCGCGAGAACCACAAGUGGCGGACUGUCCGUGGCCGCUUCCAGUCGCGCAUUCCCAGGACGGCCCGGAAUCCGGACGGCUUUCUCCCACCAAGCGCGUGGAAGGCCUUUAUCGGCAUCGCCGCCCAGUACGAGGCUCAGUUCUUCGACUUUUUCACCUCCAAGUUUACCUGCCGUGGCUCGUUCUUUGCCCCCGGCGCGCCGUGCCCGGCCAACGCCGCAGUCGACUUUCUCUACGCCACGCCGGCCCAGCGCGCGUCGUUCACGCUCGACCAUACCGUCGAAGUCCACCUGAUCCUCAAGCACUGGCGCCAUCGCGUCGAGGCCGAGGCUUGGCUCGAUCUUCCGCCGCGCCACCGCGACUGGGACAUGCGCUUCUAUGCCUUUCUCCUCCUUGGCCUCCGCCCUCAGUCGUUUGCGGGCGUUACCUACGAGCCCAACCUCGUCGGCCGCUGCUCGUUUUGCGACUCGACAAAGGCCCACGGCCUGCUACUCCCGCCGUUCCCACCGCUCCCAUCGCUCCAUCCGCAAGAUCCGUCGCUUUGA
Molecule: messenger RNA, 1428 nt
Organism: Thecamonas trahens ATCC 50062
Lineage: Eukaryota; Apusomonadida; Apusomonadidae
Exons: 2
Coding region: 1-1428 (475 amino acids)
Source: RefSeq, a predicted model, not a curated record